UGAACAUGAGGUAUUUUCCUGUGAAAGCUUUUCGAAUUUUGAAUUGAAUUUCCGUAUGUCAUGCAAAUGAUUCCAGAACGAAGUGCGAUAUCGAUACUGCCUGGCCAGUCGACUGGCCGAAGACCCCUGGGGAUGGUCAAGAAUAACCCUGAGCAAGUUGCUCGAAGGACUCUGCUUUAGUUUCAUGUUGUCUUUUGCUGAACCUGAAACGCUAGCACAGGAUAGGAAACGGCUGAAGACACUGUCUGACGCAUCUGCCUCCUCAACCCCAAAGGAUAAGCGAAAUGUCGUUCAGAUCCACCCACCGUCUUAUUAUCUCGUCUAUGAUCGCCUUUCGUCUAGUCACUUUAGUCUGCCUUGUGACGGCUUUCGGCGAACCUAUGCGGCUGUGUGUGACAAUUUUCGCAGCCCGUAUCGAGAGGAAAUCAUCUGGCCGUCAGAUUUGGUUGACGCCAUAUUGGCGGUGGUCAGAAAGUCGAGUACACUCCGCAAGCUGCAUCUGCGGAACUGCGGCCUUAAAAGCGAAUUUUUGCUCGGUUUGUGCAGUGCCUUAAGUGCCAAUCCAUCGAUGCCAUUGGAAGAGCUGGAUUUGUCGGAAAAUUGUUUCGACGAGAGCAAAAGCGUCGUUCAGUUUUGCAGCUGUCUCUCGUCGCUCAAGACAUCGCUCGAGGUAGUGAAGUUCGAAAACUGUGGACUGAGCGUGAAGAGCGUCCACGCGUUGUGCGCCGCGUUGUCUUCUCAUCAGGAAAAGUUUAGGGUGUUUUCGCUUGCUGACAACAUCCUGAAGGAUGACCCUAGACUUAAUGGCGGAAUUGAGAGUUUGCUGAAUCUUUUGAGCUGUUGUUCUUCGCUGGAAGUGAUCGAUUUGUCGGGAACUUCAAUCGCUCUUGACAGGAUUUGGACGUGUCUUAAAAAGACAUGUUCCUCGCUUCACACGCUGAAGCUUUCGCGGUGCGUGUUUCCAACAGCAAAGUGUAAGGAUAUUUCGCUACAGACCUCGAUCAAAGACUUCUUCGCGUCAUGUACUGCGCUCAAGUACAUCGACAUGGCGGCCUGUUCAAUUCCAGCCGAGACGCUGAAGUUUCUGCUGUUGGGACUGGUAUGCAAUCAAGCGGUCAACGACGUGUACCUGAACUUGAACUCGAUCGCCUCCGAUAGACAGUGCUUUUCUGUGUUAGAGACCUGUGCGCCGAACCUUCGUUGCGUCACCGAGUUGGCUCUUCGGGACAACAAUAUGGAAGUGCUAGCGUCAGACAUCAUGCAAAGCAUUUCACGCAUGCCUAAUCUUCAACGACUUAACAUCGGCGGUGCCAACUUCACCGGUCUGAAAAAGAGCCAACACCGCACUAAACCACACAUCGUGCUAGACGUCGUCGACAUGAUUACAACAGACAAUGUCCUGCAAUGGAUUGAUGGCAGUAGCGGUGUCGGAUCGAGCCGUUUGUCGCUGACCGAACUGAACCUGUCCGAUUGCCAUCUGGGCAAUGCGCUGUCAUCGAUUCUGAAUGCGCUCGGUUCGUCGCCGGUGCUGAAGAUUCUCAACGUGUCCGGCAACGACGUGGGCAACGUCGGCGCGCGGCUCUUGGCGAAGGCCCUGCAGAUCAACGACUCUCUUGAAUCCGUUCACAUCGAUCAGAACCAAAUCGGCAUCGAGGGUUACGAGGAACUAUCAAAUGCUUUGACAGUGAACUCCUCGUUGGUUUUCAUGCCGUAUCCCGUUAAUGACAUCAACGAAUGCUUCAAAUUAAACAGGGAACGGACGGAAAAAGUUUGGUUACAGGUAUCCAUCGAUGUUUCGGUUUCUUUGAGCGUAUAG
Messenger RNA from Soboliphyme baturini, 1816 nucleotides. The record is from the annotation of a GenBank genome assembly. Lineage: Eukaryota; Metazoa; Nematoda; Enoplea; Dioctophymatida; Soboliphymatidae.